Molecule: messenger RNA, 564 nt
Organism: Pyricularia pennisetigena
Lineage: Eukaryota; Fungi; Ascomycota; Sordariomycetes; Magnaporthales; Pyriculariaceae
Exons: 2
Coding region: 1-564 (187 amino acids)
Source: RefSeq, a predicted model, not a curated record
AUGAAAUUCGUUUUCUCCCUUUCCAUCAGCCUUUUGGCCACUAUGGGAGCUGCUUUGCCCAGCGUUACGACGUCCGACGCUGCCACGCUCAACACUCGCGCCGAACCAAUUCCAUGCAGCUCCGGAGGUACAUGCUUUGAGCCCAAUGGAUGCCGAGCUACUAUCGAUGGUAAAGUCACCACCUUCACCGAUCUGUCCUGCAAAAUGUUCGGCAAAUCACCAAAUGAGAAGAACACGGGACCCACAGGCAGCAGCAAAGACGAUCAUCCAGGCGGCGCAGAUGUCCUACAGGAUGUUGCCGGGAGGGACGGCACCGGGGCCUUUGAAUACGCGGGGCACUCUGCCGAGGCCGUCCAAAAUCCCGAGGGAUUAGCCGUUGUCAUCGUCGUCGCCUUGUCGGAGGGUUUGGGCGUGGGGUCCGACGAGAGUGUUGACUUGGGGGGUGGCGUGCGUGGUAUUGUCCCCCGGUGGAUUGUUGGCAUGGACGCUUGCUGCACGGGUGAUGGAGGGACUGAAAGGAGAUGGGAACGUCGACAAAGGGCAAAAAAGGAGUCCAAUCGGUAG